ACUCCUAUUUUGGGAUUGGUAAAAAAGGACCAACCAACCAAACCAAACAAUCCAAAGGUAAAGGCAAAGGCAAAGAAAAGGAGUCCCACUGCCCCCACAAUCUGAGACUCAGAUCAUUCAAUUGUGGACUACUACACACUCUUUAGUGUUUACAACACACCAGAACAAUUACUCUUUAGUCUCAAGAGAGAUAAACUUCAAAAAUUCACAUUUUGACUUGUUUGUUCAUCUCUUGGAACCACCAAAAAAGCUAAGAAAAAAGAAUUAGGAAUUCUGAAUUUCAUCCUACAACAACUCCCACAUCAUCCACCGGCCAUUUCUAUGAUUUCCCAGUUUGGAGAAAGGUGGAUUUUUGAGGGAAAAGAACACCCAUAAACAAACAGUUCCUUAUUAGUCUUUGACAACUGCUACUUGGGGCCCAUUUUUUUAUCAAUCAAACAAAAUCCCCAUCAAAUAUGGUCAAUUUCUGUCUGUUUACUGCUCAAUCUUUGCUAAAUUGUUAAUUUGAAGAUUUUUGGGGAUUAGGGUUUGUGGGUAGUGAUUAAUUUGGGGUUAAUUGUGUUAGAUCCUUGGAUUAUGGUGAGAUAUGAGGGUAUUUAGGUUAGAUAAAACAUGGGUUGUGUUUUUGGGAAAGAGUUAGCUCCUGAAAGUAGAGAGAGAAGUGGUGGGAGGAGAGAGAAAAAUAAUUUAGGUACAGAAUCUGGUAGGAAGGUUGAUUUGCCUGUUUCAGAUGUUGUUACUGGUUGGGAUGAUGGGAAAGAUGGGGAAAAUGGUGCUGUUGAGGUGACUAAUGGUGGAAAGGAGGAAGAAAAAAAAGGGGGAGAAACUGAGGAAGAAAAGAAGGAGAGGGAUGGGAAAGGUAGGAGUCAAAAACCGAGGGGCGAGAGAAGGCGAUCGAAGCCGAACCCAAGGCUGAGUAAUCCUCCAAAGAAUGUACAUGGUGAGCAGGUGGCUGCUGGAUGGCCUUCUUGGCUUUCUGCUGUUGCCGGAGAAGCCAUCAAUGGCUGGGUUCCAAGACGAGCUGAUACUUUUGAAAAGAUUGAUAAGAUUGGGCAAGGAACUUAUAGUAAUGUAUAUAAAGCUAGAGAUUCGUUGUCAGGGAAGAUUGUUGCACUUAAGAAGGUUCGGUUUGAUAACUUGGAGCCUGAGAGUGUUAAGUUCAUGGCUAGAGAGAUUUUGAUUCUGCGGCGAUUAGACCAUCCGAAUGUUGUGAAACUUGAGGGGUUGGUUACUUCAAGGAUGUCUUGUAGUUUGUAUUUAGUGUUUGAGUACAUGGAGCAUGAUUUAGCUGGACUUGCUGCCAAUACAGAGAUUAAGUUUACCGAGCCACAGGUGAAGUGUUACAUGCACCAACUGAUAUCUGGAUUAGAGCACUGUCAUAAUCGCGGUGUCCUUCACCGUGAUAUUAAGGGAUCAAAUCUUCUUCUUGAUAAUGGAGGGAUACUUAAGAUAGCUGAUUUUGGAUUGGCAACUUUUUUUGAUCCCAACAAGAAGCAUCCAAUGACCAGUCGUGUUGUCACUCUCUGGUAUCGAGCCCCAGAGCUCCUUCUUGGGGCUACUGAUUAUGGUGUCGGCAUUGAUCUUUGGAGUGCUGGCUGCAUUUUGGCUGAGUUAUUAAAAGGAAGGCCUAUCAUGCCAGGCCGCACUGAGGUUGAGCAAUUACAUAAGAUAUAUAAGUUAUGUGGUUCCCCUUCGGAUGAAUACUGGAAGAAAUCAAAGCUACCAAACGCAACAAUGUUUAAGCCGCGUGAUCCAUACAAAAGAUGUAUAAGAGAGACCUUUAGAGACUUCCCGUCCUCUGCUUUGUCUUUGAUUGAUACCCUCCUUGCAAUUGAUCCAGCUGAAAGGAAAACUGCCACAGAUGCUUUGAAUAGCGCUUUCUUCAAUACUGAACCUCUUUCAUGUGAUCCCUCAACUCUUCCAAAAUAUCCACCAAGCAAGGAGAUGGAUGCUAAACGACGUGAUGAUGAGGCACGAAGACUAAGAGCUGGAAACAAAGCACAAGGUGAUGCAGCAAAGAAACAUCGUCGUGACCGUCCUCGGGCAAUGCCUGCACCCGAAGCUAAUGCAGAACUCCAGGCUAAUCUCGAUCGGCGGCGUAUUAUUACCCAUGCAAAUGCGAAAAGCAAGAGCGAGAAGUUCCCUCCACCGCACCAGGACGGAGGCCUUGGCUACCCCUUGGGUGCUUCGCAGCACAUUGAUCCUGCAAACAUCCCGUUUGAUGUUCCUUACAGUUCCACGUCACUUAUCUACUCAAAAGGGGGAGGCCAGCAUUGGUCCGGUCCAUUGAUAGACCCCGCUUCUGCUGGCGGUCCUAGGCGAAAGAAGAAAUAUGUUGCUGAAGGCAACGAACCCAAAUCAACGGGCCGAAGAGAGAUCAGUAGUUCUCGAGCUCGAGGAAAAUAAAAAUAGGAUAGUGAGAACGAUUCAGCCCGUAGUAGUUACUAAAGCAGCUCGCGCUGAUCGGAUUCCUCUCAUUCUGCGGUUUUCAAUGUCCUGGCUUAUAUUAGAUGCAAACAUGUAUGAUCAGCAUGGGCUGGUGAAGAAGUGUAUUUAGAGUUAUAAUUGAAUUUUUAUUUCUUUUUUGAACCUUUUUUUAAUUUUCAUGAAUGUUCUAAAAAAGAAAAUUUAUGUGUACUAGUAGUUGGAAUAUGGGGAAAGUUCCCUCAUGUAUAUUUUUGACCUUCUUUUAUGAUAAGAGAUCUUUAUUCUUCGAGUAAUGAAUCCUUUGUGUGGCUCCUAUUACCAAUUGUAAUGAACUUACAUUCUCAUAUAAUAUUGCAAGGA
Molecule: messenger RNA, 2787 nt
Organism: Amaranthus tricolor (Joseph's coat)
Lineage: Eukaryota; Viridiplantae; Streptophyta; Magnoliopsida; Caryophyllales; Amaranthaceae
Product: probable serine/threonine-protein kinase At1g54610
Exons: 8
Coding region: 613-2406 (597 amino acids)
Biological process (GO): positive regulation of transcription elongation by RNA polymerase II; protein phosphorylation
Cellular component (GO): nucleus; cyclin-dependent protein kinase holoenzyme complex
Molecular function (GO): RNA polymerase II CTD heptapeptide repeat kinase activity; cyclin-dependent protein serine/threonine kinase activity; ATP binding
Source: RefSeq, a predicted model, not a curated record